AUGUCCCUGGACGUCCUGCGCGUCUUGUCAUUGAUAUCGUUCCUCUGGACCUUUACGACGUUCUUCCACUAUCGGUGCUCUCCUGCUAUCUUCUUUUCAUUGUUCUUGGCCCUUGUCGUACCCCGCGGCGUUCUCGCGCACAACCCACCGGUGAACAAAUCUAGUACCGGGGCGGGGAACUCCUUUCUCGAGAAUGGAACACCCGCGGGCGAUAUCCGAGACGUUCGAUACUCAGAGAAAGAUACGGAUUGUUGGUGGACGUACUCAAAAUGCGUCUCGCCGAAGCAUGAAGGAUUGCCAAAUGACAUCGCAGAUGUCCCGGAGAGUCAGAACCAGCAAGCUACAAUGUUCUAUAUUGGAAGCAACGUCAUGGACUGGCCACUGGAAGCACAGAGAGCGGUGUCCGAUGAUACCUGGUCUCAUCGCUACACAGCAGGGAUGCAUUCGCAGAGCUCUAUUAUAAUGCAAGCCAUCAAGCUUGUGGCUGGAGUAACGCCCACCUGUUGGAGGCCGCCCUUUGGAGACGUCGAUGACCGGAUUCGUGCCAUUGCUAACGGCCUAGGCCUCAGGACUAUUCUGUGGAAAUAUGAUACCAACGAUUGGAGAGUCGGGAUGCCAGAUCCAGAUGCGAUCUCCAUUGGCCAAGUUGACGCCAACUAUGAAGCCUUGCUUGCAGAGGCUGAGAAGGGGACCUUUUCGGGGUCGGGCGCCAUCCUAUUGGCACACGAACUGAAUAACUUCACCAUGUCAGAAGCAGUGAAAUAUUAUCAGAAACUCAAAUCGAAAUUCCAAAAUAUCGUUCCGCUCGCGGUGGCUUUGAAUAAGACGCAGCCUUACGUUGAGGAUGACUUUGUCCUUCCCAGUUUCGCAGAUCAUAUCUCGAAAGGCAUUCCAAAUGCUUCUAAUGAUGACCCUUCCAGAAGUUCAUUUGCCCAAGCGACGUCACUUCCUUCCCCCGUCCCAGACGUUGACGGUUUCUACUCCGCGUCAAACGUCGACGAGAUUCAUUCACAGGAUCCGGAGCUGGAAAUCUCUUCCAUGUCUUCCCCGUUGAGUCUGGGAUUUCUUUCUCCUGCCUCGUGGCGUUUCACUGUUUUUGUAGGGGUGUUAUCGGUCCUGCAUCGACGCCACUGGUCAGUGGUUAAUGAGGUCGCCAGCAACGAUCCAGCAAGACGGUCAUCACCCUCCUUGCCGGCCCCAGGCCACAGUAGACUUCGAAUCGCCAACCGUCAAGGGGUCGGCGCACUCGUUCCAUCUUCCGGUCUAGGGGCCCCUUCCCUGGAUGCAAACUGCUGCGGACUGCCGAUUCGACUUCGCCGUCCGACAAGCUAUCGACUGCGACUGCGAUACAAUGUGGAGUUGACACCGCUCACCCUCAUGCCCGCCUCUGAGGGAAAACAAUACCUGAAUACGCUGCGCCCUGGCGAAUUUUACCGUCCCGCUCCCCGCCGCUGCUGCUAA
This is a messenger RNA of Coprinopsis cinerea okayama7#130, 1461 nucleotides long. RefSeq names its product chitin deacetylase. Bases 1 to 1461 code for a protein of 486 amino acids. The transcript has 15 exons. Lineage: Eukaryota; Fungi; Basidiomycota; Agaricomycetes; Agaricales; Psathyrellaceae. The record is from RefSeq and is a predicted model, not a curated record. Gene Ontology annotation, cellular component: membrane. Gene Ontology annotation, biological process: carbohydrate metabolic process. Gene Ontology annotation, molecular function: chitin deacetylase activity.